This is a messenger RNA of Cetraspora pellucida, 223 nucleotides long. Lineage: Eukaryota; Fungi; Glomeromycota; Glomeromycetes; Diversisporales; Gigasporaceae. The record is from the annotation of a GenBank genome assembly.
AUGGCUAUAUUAUAUUUCCAAAUAGCUAUUUAUGAUGCUAAAAAUCUUAAGCAAGUCAUUUUACCAAUACUUUUAUCAGAUAUUUCAAAAAUAGUUCUGAUCACCUAUGAUGAAUUAGUAUUCUAUGCUAAUGACAGUUUUACCAAGGCCUGGGGUCCAAUAGAAGAAGAUAAACUUUGUCACAAAUCACAAGUUCUUAGUGUUCAUGUUAGUGACUUUGACU